This is a messenger RNA of Hymenoscyphus albidus, 2130 nucleotides long. The record is from the annotation of a GenBank genome assembly. NCBI's taxonomy places the organism in Eukaryota, Fungi, Ascomycota, Leotiomycetes, Helotiales, Helotiaceae.
CGCCGUUGUUCAGCCUCGCGCCUCCGCCAUUGUUCAGCCUUGCGCCUCGCGUGGCCGCUGCUUGGCUUUGCUCUGUCCUCCAUCCAAUUCUGAGUCAAUAACAAAAGCAAACCGACACUGUCACUCCUACCCUUCUCCCUUCCCGACCCUACUUAAAUCGGUCCCAACCGUCUUUCUGACGUGGACAUCAUACAAACCACCAUUGCGCAGGCCACUCGUGACCAAGUUCGCAACGAUGUGUCGGUUUCUGGUCGGUCAACCUUGGUCACCAUUUGCUACUGUAGUAUCCUACUGACCCCUAAUUUUAGGUCUUCAAAGGAUCGGAUGAGAUUCUACUCUCAAAGUUGAUCCUAGAUCCUACCCAUUCAAUUCUUACCCAGUCAUUCGACUCUCGACUUCGUUUGGACAUGCGACGACCACACAAUGGUUGCACUCCCCAAUCCUCGUACCAAAGCAUUAUACUGAUGAUCUUGCAGGUGAUGGCUUUGGAAUUGGAUACUACACCGACCCUAAACUUGGCCCUGAGCCUUGUAUCUUCACUUCUACCACUCCCGCCUGGAACUGCAUUAAUUUGCAACGAAUCGCCUCCAAGACUGCUUCCCCUCUGAUCUUCGCACACGUUAGAGCCACCACGGAAGGUUCUCUCAGUGAUGAUAACUGCCACCCUUUCAAUCAUGGAAGUUUGAUGUGGAUGCACAAUGGUGGCUUGGGAGGAUGGAAAUAUAUCAAGCGACGUCUGGGAGAGAGAUUGGCUGAUAAAUGGUAUCUUGGUGUUCACGGAGGCACGGAUAGCGAAUGGGCGUUUGCAUUGUUCCUGGAUACCUUGGAGAGAUCGGGUCAUAAUCCAAGUGCUCCUCCACCAGGCGGAUUUGGACCCACCGUUUUACGAGGAGCAAUGCUGGCUACCAUCAAGCAAAUUAACGACUUCAUCGCCGACAUUCCAGAUGAGAUUGUUGAGAGCGAGAAUGUAGACACUCGAAGUUUACUCAAUUUCGCAGUGAGUGAUGGACACAGUGUGAUUUGCACAAGAUAUGUCAGUAGCCGAACCGACGAGGCAGCAAGUUUGUACUAUUCAUCUGGUACAACAUGGGAGGACAAGAGUAGCAAAGGAGAAUAUCAGAUGGAUCGUCGAGACAAGGGUGCGGAUAUUGUACUUGUUGCUAGCGAGCCCUUGACAUUUGAGAGAGGUGGGAAGCUCAUCAAAACUCUUGUGAUACCAUUCAGCUAACACCAAGCAGAAAGCUGGGUCACGGUCCCUACUAACUCCACUCUCACAAUUCAUAAACAAACCGUCAUGGUGCACCCCAUCAUCGACGAAUAUUACAGCUACAACCCAUAUCACCGACGAUCAUCCAAAUUCGCUCAAGAUAAGGGACUUGUCACAAACGAGAAGGGCAUCACGAGUCCCACUGGAACUCCUGGAACUCUCGCCAUCUCCUCCCCUAAACCUCCUUCUCCGAUGGGAGGCGAUGCAUCGAGAUUAAACUUCCAUCAUAGUAUUGCCACCACACUUGUCCCGUCAACACACGGCGUCAUAUCUCCAGCUCCAUCUCCACUAAGCGAAUACGCUCCUCACAAACCUCUUGAGAAGAAGCCUGCAGUUUCCGACAUUCGUCAAAUCACCGCUCUUCAUUCCCUUCGAACCCAAAGCCGCUCUUUCUCCGCGAGAACCCCAGAAAUGGGCAAUACAAAGAAGAAGCGCACAGUUCUUGAAGGCGAAGAUAUAGAUCAUCCUGCUCAGAUGGAACCAGCUACACCUCCUCGACCUGCGACCUCGUAUGGCAAUCGCACGAAAAUCAACCAAUAUUUUCCCGAAUUGGGUUAAGGUCUGAGAUUGAGUGAUGGUGAUGGUACGGGAUAUGGAUAUGAUUGUACAAUGGUAUGAAGGGAUGUUUCCUGGCGUAGGUACUGAAUGGAGUGUUGGUGUCAUCUGGCGUAAAAUUAGCGGGCGAGCGGGCGUGAAUUUGGUGUUUGUUUUAGGGAGAGCUUUUGCAUCUUUGCAUCGCAAAUACCCCUUUCCACAUGGUUUGUUAAGCAAGACAGGCAGGCGUAUGUAUGGGUAUGAUUCAUGGAUGGGGUUUGCCAGCUUGCAUUCAAUUUAAAAUAGACUUGUAAUAGAAAAAGUUCUAC